GAGACAAUGACAUAAUUGACAGCAUCUCCAAAUACAAAUUACAAAAUUUCAGAACAAAAUAAACACGAAAACACGUGGGUUUGCGUUUGUAAUUUUAAUUUGUUUGUUGUAAAUGUUGUACGUUUGAUGAAUCAAGAUCUUGAAAUCUUGAAUUCUUGAAGAUAACAUAUUUUGUACAUACCUGUGGUUCUAGAUGGUACCAUACGGACAAAUGAGAAAAUCACUACCCAAGGAAGUUGUGAAGGAAAGACUGAGGGAGAAAAAAAAAUUGUCUAAGAAACUUUUGAAAGCCAAAAGAGCCCGUUUAGUUGUCAAGAAUUUACCUUUCACAGCAACAGAUGAAAACUUGAAGGAAUAUUUUGGACAAUAUGGUGAAAUAAAAAAUGUGGACCUGUUGAAAAAAUCCGAUGGUAAAUUAGUGGGUUGUGCAUUCAUUCAGUUUGAUUUGGUGCAGAAAGCAGCAAAAGCAAGGCAUCAUACAAAUGGCAAGGAAUUUAUGGGUAGACAGAUUUCUGUAGACUUUUCAAAAGCACAGAGUAAAUACCAAAAACAAAAAAAAGAAGUCAGAAUUGAAAACAAUACUGAUGAAGUUAUUGAGAUUAAGGAAGAAGAUGAAGAAUUUAGUAAAUCUGAAAGUGAUGAAGAAGGUGAUAGUUAUAAUGAAAGUCUCAAAAGUGAUGAUGAAGAUGAUGUAGCAGUGGAUACAAAAAUUCUUCCUAAAAAUGAAGCAAAAAUCACAUAUUUCUCAAAUGAUCUUGUUGAGGAAAAGACAAUAUUCAUAAAAAAUGUCCCUUUUGAUGCCACAAAUGAAGAUUUGAGAGAGUGUAUGCUUCAAUUUGGACCCCUUUAUUAUGCUCUGAUUUGUAUUGAUAAACUCACUGAACAUUCUAAGGGCACAGCAUUUGUCAAAUUUGUUAAUAAAGAGGAUGCUGAUAAAGCUCUUGGUGCAGGCACAGAAUUAAAGUUAUUAGGAAACAUUCUAGAUUGCCAUAAAGCACUUGAUAGAGAGGAUGUUGGCAAGCGAAAUCAAGGCAUACAUGAUAAGAAGAAAGAACCAAAGGAUUCUAGGAAUUUAUAUCUGGUCAGGGAAGGAGUUAUAUUGGCUGGCACUAAAGCUGCUGAGGGUAUAACAGCAACUGAUAUGGCCAAAAGACUGCAAAUUGAACAAUAUAAGACCCAAAUGUUACGAAAUUUGAACAUGUUUGUAUCCAGAGAACGUUUGGUUGUCCACAACAUUCCUCCCAGCUGGGAUGAUAAAAAGCUACGUAUAUUAUUGCAGAAAUAUAGUGGUCCUGGGGCAGUCAUUAGAGAAGCUAGAAUUAUGAGGGAUAUGAAGAACUUAGAUCCCAAGGGAGUUGGGAAAUCAAAAGAGUAUGGGUUCGUCUCAUUUACAAAACAUGAGAAUGCUUUGACAGCAUUGAGAAGUUUGAACAAUAACCCUGAUAUAUUUGGAGCACACAGAAGGCCCAUCAUUACUUUUAGUAUUGAAAACAAAACUAUGGUUACAGCAAGGCAGAAACGUUUAGAAAAAUCUAGAUUAUAUAAUCCAACUAAUAAGAAUUUCAAGGGAAGCAGUAAAUAUGAGAAAAAAGAAGACAGGCCAAAGAAGAUUAGUAGGAAACAAAAACCUCUGAAAGACGCACCACCAAGGGAUGACGAAAAUGUUUCACAGUUCUCUGGAAUAACUGCCAAAGCUGGAAUACAACAAAAAAUGAGAAGCAGGUACAAACUGACUACUCAGGCAAAAUUGCAUCAUGAAAACCUGAAGAAAGAGAAGAAGAUAGCCAAAAACGCCAAAAAGACUUUAGCAGAGAGGAAAAGGGAGUUUAUAAAGCAGCCUAAGCAGAAAAUGAAUAAAAUUAGUGAAAGUGAUAGUUUCUCAAAAUUAGUCAAUGAGUAUAAAAAUAAGCUUGUGAACGUACCUACUGUAAAGAAAUCUAAAUGGUAUGAAUAGAUUAUUAGAGGUU
This is a messenger RNA of Phaedon cochleariae (mustard beetle), 1967 nucleotides long. Lineage: Eukaryota; Metazoa; Arthropoda; Insecta; Coleoptera; Chrysomelidae. The record is from the annotation of a GenBank genome assembly.